Messenger RNA from Orcinus orca (killer whale), 1260 nucleotides. RefSeq names its product nudix hydrolase 22 (gene NUDT22). The transcript is spliced from 5 exons. Lineage: Eukaryota; Metazoa; Chordata; Mammalia; Artiodactyla; Delphinidae. Bases 316 to 1092 code for a protein of 258 amino acids. The record is from RefSeq and is a predicted model, not a curated record. Gene Ontology annotation, molecular function: GDP-mannose hydrolase activity.
CCGCAUCAGGGGUUGAAGGCAAGACUUUUGGUUUGGGGAGACAGAGGCAUUAGGGGGUGACAGGACCCAGGACCUCUGAGUCGUAGGGAUGCCCGGGAGUCUCAGGGAUGUCUGGUAGCAGGAGCCUCGGAGCUCUUGCUGGGAUGAUAAGACGUUUUACAGCCCAGGGAGGGGUCAGGGGGGUGCAGAAGGGCUGGGAGUACUUUCAGGAGGUUUGUGGCAGAGGGGGCCAGCUGUCGGGUCCAAGGGUGGCUGUGGGUCCCCCGGGGUGACAGGCCUGGCUCUGCCCUCCCCCAGAACUGCCCUAUCCAGAUCAUGGACCCUGAGGUGUCCCUGCUGCUGCAAUGCCCCCCGGGGGGGCUGCCUGAGGAGCAGGUACGGGCUGAGCUGAGCCCUGCCUACGACCGUCGCCCACUGCCAGGAGGGGACAAGGCCAUCACCGCAGUCUGGGAGAGCCGGCUUCAGGCCCAGCCCUGGCUCUUUGACGCCCCCAAGUUCCGCCUGCACUCUGCCACCCUGGUGCCCACUGGCUCGCCGGGGCCACAGCUGCACCUGUGCCUGGGCCUUACUUCCUAUCGAGACUUCCUGGGCACCAACUGGGCCAGCUCAGCUGCCUGGCUGCGACAGCAGGGGGCCACCGACUGGGGUGACAAGCAAGCCUACCUGGCGGACCCCUUAGGGGUGGGCGCUGCACUGGCCACUGCUGACGACUUCCUUGUCUUCCUGCGCCGCUCUGGGCAGGUGGCUGAGGCACCUGGGCUAGUGGACGUGCCCGGUGGGCACCCUGAGCCUCAGGCCCUGUGCCCAGGUGGCAGACCCCUGCACAUCAACCUCCCUGGGGAGCUGGUGGUGCAUGAGCUCUUCUCCAGUGUCCUUCAGGAGAUCUGUGAUGAGGUGAACCUGCCGCUGCUCACCCUGAGCCAGCCGCUGCUGUUGGGCAUUGCCUGCAAUGAGACCAGUGCCGGCCGUGCCAGUGCUGCGUUCUACGUCCAGUGCAGCCUGACUUCUGAGCAGGUGAGGAAGCACUACACGAGUGGGGGACCUGAGGCCCACGAAUCCACAGGAAUCAUCUUUGUGGAGACACAGGUUUGAGAGUGUGAGGAGGUUGCAGGAGACUGAAAUGUGGGCCGAGCUCUGCCCCUCAGCCAAAGGCGCCAUCUUCCUCUACAACGAAUUCCAGGAAAGUUCCACCUAAGUCGCCCUAGAGUCCCCAGCCCUAUCACCACAGCUCGGAAGACAAUAAAGGACUUUAUUCUUGGA